Molecule: messenger RNA, 1398 nt
Organism: Hyla sarda
Lineage: Eukaryota; Metazoa; Chordata; Amphibia; Anura; Hylidae
Product: interferon lambda-3-like
Exons: 7
Coding region: 865-1398 (177 amino acids)
Biological process (GO): cell surface receptor signaling pathway via JAK-STAT; innate immune response; defense response to virus
Molecular function (GO): cytokine activity
Source: RefSeq, a predicted model, not a curated record
GUCUUACUUUAUGACCCCCAUCCUUAGAGAUAACAUUUCUAGGAAACCAAACCCUCAACAAUAAUUUAUCACCCCACUGCUAAAGAGAAAAGGGGAUUAAUCUAAAUACAAGUGAAUAAAAAGGGUGUUUUAGUGCAAUAACCCUGCCUGUAGAUGUUGGGAUAAUAUAAAGGACAAUACAUAUACACAUUUUUCAGUCAGACUACAGGUCAAUCCUUUUCCAUGUAGUCGAGAAUAGAUUGUACCUCCUCAUAUGUAAUUUACAUAAUUGAAUGCAGCUGCAAAUUUGAUACAUGGACCGAACAAAAGAACAACAACCGAGCCAUAUGAACAAUCACCACCAUAAUGUUACCAAGGCUAUGUUACACAUAGUGUCUCCGGACAUGCUGCCGUAGUCCAUGGAAAUGAUCACAGCUAUAGAAGACAUCUGUAAUACACCACACGACAGAUCAAAAGAAAUCAAAAGAAGAAAAUCAUUCUGGAUAUGUGAACACAAUGACACCCCUAGGUCUAUGUUAUUGGUGUCAUAAUAUAAUAUUGGAAUUUUUUUCCCAAAUCAUCUGAUCCAGAGAAGUGUUUUUUGUGCCAAAAAGUCUUUUUGUUUUAUUUACUGUUCAGUCAGGCUGCUCCGAUACCAAACUCCAGGGAAGGCGUCACCAGUGCCAUAUACAAGGAUACUGCAAGAGAGAAGAUAUCUCCACAUCCUGAAUAUGGAGGAAUUUCUCCUCUGGAGUCUGAAAUAUAAAAGGAGAAACAUGGGAAGACUUGGGACAGAGCUGAGAAGAUCAUCAGAGAGACACAAGACAACCGGACAGGUUGAUAGGAAGAGAAGAAAGUCACCAGAUCGGCCCCAAUCCUCCAGCCAUGGACAUCAGACUGGUGGUCUUCAGUAUUCUACUUGUGGCAGUGACCGGACAUCCACACCGGAGACGCUGCCCGAUGUCCAGAUAUAAAUCAGUAUCUUCCACUGACAUCACGGGGAUCAGACAACUGCAGAAUGAACAUGAGAAGAACAUGUCCACCAGUGCCAUCAAAUGCUACAGAAGAAUGAUGAGGCACAAGCCGUCUGUAUGUGACCUAAAGCCCAGUGACCGUCUGAUUCUGACCUUGGAGCGAGUUACAGUAACUACAGAAUUUCUGGCAAAUCUUUCCACGUCUGCUGUGCCGGAUCCUGUAUCACAGUCAUACAUGAUGUUCCUCAGAAUCAGAGAUGAUCUUCUGAUCUGUAGAGAAUUAUCAGGACACAGUAAAACCCCAUCUGAGGAGCUGAAGCCAUGGCUGCACCAUCUCCAGCACUUUGUGGAAGAGGCCUCUGCACAAUGUCUCCAGGACGCUGUGUUACUCGGUCUCAUCCAGUUACUGGUGGAAGAUGUCGGGUGUUGGGCUCAUGGGAAGUAA